Messenger RNA from Candidula unifasciata, 383 nucleotides. The record is from the annotation of a GenBank genome assembly. NCBI's taxonomy places the organism in Eukaryota, Metazoa, Mollusca, Gastropoda, Stylommatophora, Geomitridae.
GUUUGGCCAUUCAAUGCUACCAGUGUGACAGUAAUGAGGACUAUACUUGCCCAUCUGGCUAUGCCUUUGAUAAAACAGUUAAUGCCAUGUUGGACUGUAACGGCUUUGAAGCUGACAUUCCUGGCCAGUUUUGUGUGAAGAUAUACCAAGAAAGCCCUGGUUGGGGUGGAUGGCAGAAGACUACAAGACGGUGUGGAUCAAGAACUUCAUUUGGUGUGGCCUGGGGGUGUAGAUGGUCUUGGGACUACACUGGAGUGUUCAUGGAGACGUGUUACUGUGAAGAUGCUGAUGGCUGCAACGAAUCAACCCGCUUGUCUUCUAGUGUUGUGCUGCUUUCUCUGUCUUUAUUUUCAGCCUUUUAUUAUUUGUUAACUCGUGUGUAA